This is a messenger RNA of Plectropomus leopardus (leopard coralgrouper), 6282 nucleotides long. It is a transcript of the gene foxp1b, whose product is annotated as forkhead box P1b. Gene Ontology annotation, molecular function: DNA-binding transcription repressor activity, RNA polymerase II-specific; RNA polymerase II cis-regulatory region sequence-specific DNA binding. Lineage: Eukaryota; Metazoa; Chordata; Actinopteri; Perciformes; Serranidae. Gene Ontology annotation, cellular component: nucleus. Gene Ontology annotation, biological process: regulation of transcription by RNA polymerase II. The record is from RefSeq and is a predicted model, not a curated record.
UUGUUGGUAUUUACGGUGUGAUUUGUUGUCGCGAGCUCGCGUGCACGGGGUCGUUAUCGCAUACUAGCAAAUCGGUACCCUCCGCGUGCGCCCUGUUAGCCGCUGUAAAGCGUUUUUCCAUUCUGUGGUCCUGCCCUCGAGACUGUGUGCUAAAUUCUGAUUGGAGGAAUGGAGCGCCAAUCUGUCCUGCACCAGUGAUCAGGCCAGGAGACUCCAGUGGUGACAUCCUGUGGAGCCAGAGAUCAAAGGUGAGGAGGCUGUUCUACCACCGCUGGAACUGAAGAUUGCUUUAAAUAAGCAAGCCCUUGUAGAAGGUUUUUAAGUCAUGAUGCAAGAAUCUGGGACGGAGGCGACGAGCAACGGACCAGCCAACCAGAAUGGAGGAGCCAAUGUGGAGGGCGGGUCAAGGGAUGGACGACCCAAGAGCGCCACGCCGUCCGUGGAGGUGACUGCAGCUGACCUGCUGCAUCUCCAGCAGCACCAGGCUCUCCAAGUGGCUCGGCAGAUACUCCUCCAGCAGCAGCAGCAGCAGCAGCCGCCUCAGUCACAGCAACUGCAGUCUCAACCAAACACUGGCCGCAAAUCCCCCAAAGUCAACGACAAGCAGCAAAGCCUACAGGUUCCAGUUUCAGUGGCUAUGAUGACACCUCAAGUGAUAACUCCACAGCAGAUGCAGCAAAUCCUUCAGCAGCAAGUCCUGAGCCCUCAGCAGCUCCAGGUUCUCCUCCAGCAGCAACAGGCCCUCAUGUUACAGCAGCAGCAACUCCAAGAGUUCUACAAGAAGCAGCAGGAACAGCUCCACCUCCAGCUUUUACAGCAGCAGCAGCAGCAUGCAGGCAGCAAGCAGAGCAAAGAGCAGCAGGUGUCAGCACAGCAGUUGGCCUUCCAGCAGCAGCUCCUGCAGGUCCAGCAGGUCCAGCAGCAGCAUUUGCUCAACCUCCAGAGGCAGGGGCUGCUCACAAUCCAGCCCGGACAGACUGGCCUGCCGCUGCACUCCCUCACUCAGGGCAUGAUUCCAGCCGAGCUGCAGCAACUGUGGAAGGAGGUGACAAACGCUCACGUGAAGGAGGAGCACAACAACAGCAGCAGCAACAACGGCCACCGGGGCCUUGACCUGUCCUCCCCGGCACCGCCAAAGAACCCACUCCUCAACCAGCAUGCCUCCACCAAUGGGCAGUACAUGAGUCACAAGAGAGAAGGAUCCACGCUAGAAGAGCAUUCCCCCCACAGUCACCCCCUCUACGGCCACGGCGUCUGCAAGUGGCCUGGAUGUGAGGCGGUCUUCGACGAUUUCCAUUCAUUCCUCAAGCAUCUCAACAAUGAGCACGCCCUGGAUGACAGGAGCACAGCCCAGUGUCGGGUGCAAAUGCAGGUCGUACAACAGCUGGAGCUGCAGCUAGCGAAAGACAAAGAGCGUCUGCAAGCCAUGAUGACGCACCUUCAUGUCAAGUCCACGGAGCCCAAAGCCACCCCACAGCCGCUCAACUUGGUGUCCAACGUCACGUUGUCCAAAUCGGCCCCUGAGGCCUCUCCUCCUCUGAGCCUCCCCCAGACCCCCACCACGCCCACAGCACCCCUCACACCACUGUCCCAGACCCACUCCGUCAUCACAGCCAACAGCCUCCACAGCGUGGGCCCCAUGCGACGGCGCUAUUCAGAAAAAUACAACAUGCCCAUCUCUCCAGAUCUCAGUCAGAACAAAGAGUUUUACAUGAAUGCAGAUGUUAGACCGCCGUUCACGUACGCCUCACUAAUAAGACAGGCAAUCCUCGAAUCUCCAGAAAAGCAGCUAACACUAAACGAAAUCUACAACUGGUUCACACGAAUGUUUGCAUAUUUUAGGCGCAACGCGGCGACGUGGAAGAAUGCAGUCCGGCAUAAUCUUAGUCUUCACAAGUGUUUUGUGCGAGUAGAAAACGUAAAAGGGGCUGUGUGGACAGUGGACGAAAUAGAGUUCCAAAAGAGACGGCCUCAAAAGAUCAGUGGAAGUCCAGCCUUAGUGAAGAACAUUCAGACCAGCUUGGGCUAUGGUCCGACCCUCUCUGCUGCCUUCCAGGCUUCAAUGGCAGAAAACAACAUACCUCUAUACACUACUGCUUCCAUUGGAAGUCCCACCCUCAACUCGCUGGCUAACGCCAUCCGCGAGGAGAUGAAUGGAGCGAUGGACCAUGGAAACAGCAACGGCAGUGACAGCAGCCCGGGACGCUCGCCCCUGCCAGCUAUGCAUCACAUCAGCGUUAAGGAGGAACCACUGGACCCCGAAGACCACGAAGGGCCCCUCUCACUGGUAACGACCGCCAAUCACAGUCCGGAUUUUGAUCACCACAGAGAUUACGAUGACGACCAGGGCCACGACGACAUGCUGUAAGGCUAGUGCUGCCCGCCCCGCCGCCCCUUUUCCUUUUUGCCCCCCUCCCCCCCCAGCCUCAGAGGCAGAGGCAGUCUGGGUCAUCUGGGAAACGCUCAGAUAACAAACACUGAACUGCAGUCUCAGCCACUGAUGAUGACAGCUCUCAAAUGUCUCCGAGUUGAACUUUUUUAGUGCCAUUACAACAUAGCAAAAACACGAAAAACCCCACAUGAGGAUUUUUUUUUCCUGAUUACUUUUGAUUUAAGCUUAAUUUCUACUCAUGUGUGGGAUGUUUGGUACGGAGUGGGGGGGGGGGGGGGCGUUUGGAGAUCCUUGCCGUGCAGCCAGGAUGGACUGCACCCAGCGGACUGCAAGAGAGGGGUCGUGUCUCUACACCCCCCUCCCCCCUCCUCGUCCUCCGCUCUCCCUCCCUCUCUCUCACACGUCUGACCACAAACUCAAGAGAGAGAGCGAGAGUGACUGACAUUUAAUUUGCUACGGAGCGAGCGCGGACUUCUGUUCAUUGUCACUGCCUUCAACACUUCUCAUUGGUUUCCAUCAGUAGUGGGAGGGAUGUUUUUAUUUGGGUGUAUUUUUUGUCAAUGUUGGGGAUGUGAGAGGGUCUAAAAUAUCAACAUAAUGUGUCUUUUUUUCCAUUCGAUGCUGUUAUUGAUGUCUUUGUUUUUAUGAUUUUCUUUAAACUGAUCAGACCUCAUGCCCAUGCUGUGGAGAUUCUGUGUGGUCAGCACUUGAUGAUGAAUGUUUAUGAUUUCUUUUCAUGUUGUUCUUUUUAAAAACACACACACACACACACACACACACACACACACACACACGAAGCAGAAUGUCACAUACCAAGUAAUGUUUUUCUGUCAUUUAUUCCACCAUCUUCAAAAAAAAGUCACCACUCUGACGUGUAGCCGCCCCCUCCCUCCUCCCCCUCCCCCUCCUCCUGCUCAUGAAGUCCAUUGGCAAUGCACUACUCGUAAUGAAGGCUCUCUCCACGCAUCAAUGAAGUUUAAUUUAAGAUGCGAAUGAAUGACAGAGAAAUCAUGCAGGUUAUGAUUUAUCCUUAUGAAAUUAUACUUUAAAACAGCCCCCCUCACGGCAGAGCAUGUCGAGCCGCAACAGAAUUUCUGAUCACCCACAAGCUCUUUUUUUUUUUUUUUUUUUUUAGAAAAAAAAAGCAAAAUGAAAAUGUCAGGUGUGCGCCGGAGAGAUAAUGAUUUAGACCAACUAAUUGUGAUUCCUGAACACAGCCGCAAUCAAACGCGUCUGCUUUUCCACGCCGUAAUUUUCAUUCACAGAUAAACGUGCAUUCCCUGUCGCUUUAUUUGUGUCUUGCGCAUGACCGGUUUUAUGGUUUUUUUGGGGGGGUUUUUUGUAGCCCGGGGUUGGAAAUUGCACACCGGGUAUUUUUUCUUUUAACGAAAGACUCGCAAUAAGACGGUAACAUUGCACAUUCCAUUCCAGCAUUUGACAGCCAUUAUAAAGGGCCCAAACGUUUAGGGAGCUGUGGAUUCCUCGACGUUCAAUGUCCAAAAAGCCAAUAGUCAUAUUCCUGCAGCGUUGAACCGAGUGGAAUCCAUGUGUGUUUUUUUGUGCUGCAGCAGCAAAUAUUCCAGCUUUGGUAGGGAGGUAAAUUUGAUCACAAUUUCAAGACUGCAAUCAACCACUUUUUAUUUAUUAAUAUUAUUAUUUUAUGUUUUAUUUGGCUUUUUUUGUUUUAUGUGUUUGAAUAUCUUGUUCUGUGACAACCAAAGAUAACGUCAAUGAUGUGUGUUCCAUGCAAUAGCAGAUAAGGCCAAAUAUCUCCCCUCCAUCCUCUCCCAUUGGACGAUCUCAGCAGCUGCGAUCACCGGUGGCAGAUCGAAUCGAGGGAAACGCUCCUCAAACUGGUGUUUUCAUUCACUUUUUUUUCUUUUCAUAUAAACCAAAGGGGGUGUCUCGAACAGGACAGCUGCAGUCACGUUUGCAGUGACCAAAACUGAACGGGAGGCGCUGACAGUCUGACUACACGAUGACCAAAUUAGGGAAACUUUUUUUUUUUUGCCAGUGAGUGGAAAAGGGAGCUUUUUUUUGUCAGGAGCAGAUUUGUGUGCAACAUAAAGUGUAUGUAGAUUUAAAAAAAGUGGUAAAUGAGAAAAGCUUUUUGCAGAGAACAAUGUGAAACGGAUUCUAUACUUCAACUGGACCACACCAUGAUUUCUUUUAUUCCUUAUUGUAUCCUUUGAAAUGAUUGUAUGCCACUUUUUAGGGUUUUUUGGCGUCUUUCCUGGGCAAGACUUUAUGAUUGUGUUCUUAGUUUUCUGUCAACUUAUUACUUUUUAUAUUAAAAAAACACUCCUGUCAACUAAUAAGCUGGGUACAAGGUACUUUAUGGCAGUUAUUGUUAUUAUAUUUUGUUAAGUUCACAGCUCAUUAACUACAAAAAAGGAAAAAAAAGGGCAAUCUGUGGUUUCCAGAAGUUGUAUUUAAUAUCCAGGCAGCUGUGGGAUGGGUCAGUUCCAGCCGUGCUAGGAUCGUGAGAACAGGGCCGAGCUCAUCCACAACCCCCCCCCCCAGUCAUCUGGCUGGUUUGUUUGGUAUUCGCAAAAAAAGGAGGAAAAGCGCUGGUAGAUUAGAACAUUCUCAGCAUGUGUAGCUUGACAUUACUAAAGAUAACAGCAUGAGAAAACCGUUUGUACGCAUACCUCAGUUCAAACCUAUAGGGAAUGAUUCAAUUAAACCAGAAAAUAAACAAACAUUUCACUCAGUUGCACUUAGUUGUACGUCUUGCAUGUGUAGUCUGAUAUUGUAGAGAGAAAACUACAAAAAGAAAAAAAUGAAAUUAGAGCUUGUUUAUCUUAAAGCUUUCAUCCUUUUUUUUUUUUUUUUUUUUUUUUUUGCCAAACCAAUCCAAACCUCAGGCCUUUUGUUCAUGGAAACAUCACCCAGCUGUGUGUGGCACCAUUCAUCCUGUCAAAGUCUCUGAUGGGUUGUUUUAAGGGCGUUCCAAUAUUAGGUUGUACAUACAUGUCGGUAUAGCCUUUGUCUUUUUUCCUCUCUCUCUCUCUCUCUCUCUCUCUCCUUUUUUUUUAAAGAUCAAAAAAAUACAUUUGUGUUAUGAUGUUUGCUUUAUCGCUUUGUAUUAACUAUGAAAUAGCUAUGAGAAAAAAACUGCUGUAUGUAUUGGAAUAGCAAACUGUGCUGCAAAUGUAUUUUACUUAGUAAUCCUUGCUUUAAAAAAAAGAAAUGAAAAAGAAAAAAAAAUCACAUCAUCCACGCAGACAUCUGGGUGAGCUGGGCAGGGGCAGGCUGGGGGGUGGGAGGGAGCGGGUGGGGGAUUAUCCCCGAUUUUGGAUUUUAAACUGUAAUAUAGAAAACAGACUUUUCUCUGUUAUCAUUGACCUAAGCAUUUUGUACAGAUUUUUUUCUCCCUCUUUGUGUUAAGCUGUUUUUUGAUACUUCCUUUUGAUGGUCCAACCACUGCCUUCUGUGGCUGUAUGUUAAAGAUUACUGCUCGGAGGAAAAGGGCAGACAGGUAUAUUUCCUCUACGAGACGGAGAUAUCAUGCAUGACUAAUCCCAGGGUCACAGAGAUGAGGGGGGGCGGGCGGGCGGGAUAUGUUUUAAGUGGUCAGUAAUAAUAUAAGGGUGUAUCAAUCUAAUGAUAUUUUAUAUGAAAUUAAUAGGAAAAAGAAAAAAAUAUGCAGUGCCAAGAUGUAAAGAAUAUUGUUAAAUGCUGUUUCUUUUUUUUUGUUUUCACUCACACAUCAAAGAUGUGUCCUUCUCAUCCAUGUCAUGUAGGUAAAAAACACUUUUUUUGUUAUGGCAUCAAGAUAUUUAUAUUUUUAUCUCAAGGGUCAUUGUAAAUGAGUCAAACCAAGCACAGCAGGCAGGUCAAAGGUUAGACGCUGAUGGAGACUUCCUGCAAACUGUGGCCGCGUGGCA